Messenger RNA from Drepanopeziza brunnea f. sp. 'multigermtubi' MB_m1, 3819 nucleotides. Lineage: Eukaryota; Fungi; Ascomycota; Leotiomycetes; Helotiales; Drepanopezizaceae. The record is from RefSeq and is a predicted model, not a curated record.
AUGAACGCAAUCUCCCAAGUGGCGUUUGACAACGGCGGCCCUGUCCGCCCCCCAGCGGGGAGUGUUAUUGAUCUCACCUCCGAUAGCGAGGAAGGUGAGGACGUUUUUGCCGACUCCCUAGAAUCUCCGUUCAAGAAUGAGAGACCGGACGCCAUGAACAGAAAAUUGCCCGAACCAGCUGCGGAGGUGGAAAAUCUUCCCCCAUCAGUUCUACCCCCGAUCCAUCAGCCGGUGCUACCACCACUCCAACGCCGACCUGAGCUCGCGAACCGUCAAGCCGUAUGGGAAGACUACUUCCUGGUCCAAGAAUUCAAUGACGAAGUCGUCGCUGGAGCCUUCGACUUCGAAGGCGAUCUCGCCAUGCACCCCCUGCCUCCACAGCAGGCUCCAGCUUCACCAGAUUCAGCCCCCGCUGUUCCUGCCUCUAUGUUAAGCGCCCAACAAAACGUACCAACGGAAGCAGCGUCGCGGGUGACCUGUAUUGACACACUGGUCGAUAUGUUCCCGGAUAUCUGCAGAGACUAUGUAUCGGAACUCUAUGACACCAUAUCCAAGUCUUCACAAGUAUUAAUCACACACAUCCUUGACAAGAUCGACAAAGGAACCCCGUACCCUAAUGCCAAAGACAAGCAAAAGGUGCUGAAGAGGAAGAGAGAGGUUGAUGAAGACCAGGAGGCUGCUCGCAAGUAUGGAGCUCCCGAGCGGGAGAUGUCUGCUGCUAUUGGUGGAGUCCGUCCUUUCAUUGCCAAGAUCUUGUCACUGGAAUUUACCCGUACACCAAUCUCUUUCAUUGCUAGCACCUGUAGCCAGACCAAAUAUCGAUUGUUUUCAGCAUACGAAAUUCUUGAAGAGGCCCAGAGAACGUACAACAAGGACCAAGAUCCACCGUAUGUGAUGCUGAAGAACGCGAGAAGAGGCGACGACUACUCGCCUGCCAAGACAGCAGCGUAUCUCGCUUCGCCUGCGGGACUAAACGGUGUCGUAGAUCAGGAGAAGGUCGAGAUUUACGAGGAACUGCAAGCUGCAAGAAGGAUCAGAGACAAGGCAGAUCAGCGAAGAGCAGCAGAGCGUGCUGCCGAGGCCGAGGAAGCAGAAAAUGUGGCGAGAGCAGAAGCCGAUGGCACCAUGUCUGAAUGCGGCUGUUGCUAUUGUGACUACCCUAUGAAUCGCAUGGUCCACUGCAAUGGCGAUGAAAUGCAUUGGUUCUGCCGAGGGUGCGCAAAGCGGAAUGCAGAGGUCGAGGUGGGGAAAUCUAAGUACGAGCUACUUUGCAUGUCAACAGAUAAAUGCAGCGGUGGCUUCUCUUCCGACCAGAGGGCGCAAUUUCUGGACGACAACACGAAAGUAGCUUUGGAACGAAAUGAGCAAGAAGCAAAUCUACGCCUAGCGGGUAUCGAGAAUCUUGCAAGCUGUCCGUUCUGUCCAUUUGCCGCCGAAUAUCCGCCUGUUGAAGUCAACCGCGAAUUUAGAUGCCAAGAUUCAGAGUGCGAAAGAGUCAGCUGCCGCCUCUGCAAGCUUGAUUCUCACAUCCCCAAGACCUGCGAGGAAAAUGCCAAGGAGAACGGUCUAUCAAUUCGACGCCAAAUCGAAGAGGCGAUGUCUGCUGCCAUGAUCCGGAAAUGCAACAAAUGCGGCACGCCCUUCGUCAAAGAAGAAGGAUGUAACAAGAUGUCCUGCACCCGCAACGGGUGCCGCAACAUACAGUGUUAUGUCUGCUCGAAAUCUUGCGACUACAAUCAUUUCAACGACCCCAGCCGAGGUGGCAAGUUAGGUAACUGUCCCCUCUUCGAGAGCGCUGAAAAGCGACACAACGAGGAAGUCCAGAAGGCAGAAAAGGAUACAUUGGCAAAAAUCUUGGCCGAUCACCCGGAAUAUACUGAGGACGACCUCAAGGUCAAGGUGUCCGAGAAUGUCCGCAAAGCCGAGGAGAAGCGAAAAGAGAGAGUAGAUCCAGUAUUACGUCACAUUGAGGUCAUGCAGGCUCGCGCAGGACGUCCUGGCCUUCGAGCCUCUCCCUUUCCCCCAGACCACAACUCUCUGCCCCUUGUUCCCCAGCACCCUCUUCGAGAUGACUUCAGGAAUGAUGACGACUCCGGCGACGAAAUGGACCUUGACCAGGCCGAGGGCAUCGCGUUUCCUGGCCUCCUACCACAAAUCCGUGCUCGUGUCUUUGCGCCGCAAUUUAGAGCACCACCCCCGCGAAUAGCAGCGCAGGUCCGCGGGGAUGAUAUUCUAAGACAAGUCGAACUUGCACCAGUUGAUCUUGCUCUCCUCCGUGAGCAAAUGAAUCGAAUCCAUGCCCGACGUGCUGAGCUAGCCGUGCCACAAGCUGCGGCUCAGGAGCGAUUUGAUAAUGCAGCAAUGCGCAAAAAACGUGAUUUUGAAGCAGCAGCACGUGUAAGGUACUUACAAGCGAUGAUCAGAUCACGGGGCGGUGGUCCCUUGGAUGGACCGGUGCCUCCAGCACCUCAAGAGCGACUUCUCAGACCGGCAAACGCACCGGAAGUCGCAGUUGGGGAGCAACUGGCACCAAAUCAGGAUCACUCACGCGAGCUAGGUUUCUUGCAAGGUUGGGAACCGGCCGGCCGCGAAGUAUACCGCCAACAACGGAUGGCCAGAUAUCAUGAUGAUGGGGAGCGAGGCAUCAUGCAGAAUAUGGGUCCUGAGCUUCAAGUUGCUCUUAUGGAAGGACCGUUGGGUCGACCAGCCGUUCAGAUACUCAAAGGGCGACAAGCCGCACCAGAAGAUGUAUCAGUGGUUGGCUCGGCCGAGGCUCCUCCUGAUGAGCGGAUUGUCGGGCGGGGUGAACGCAAUCAUGGACGUCAAGCGGUAGCGAAUGGUAAUCAAACCCAAUUUAAUCACAUUCACGCUCAACCUCUCCAACCCGCAGGCAUGUAUGGUCGUGCAGCGGCUUUGCGACAGGCAUUCCACGCUCGGAUUCGCCAGCGAGCUCUGGAGGGAAACUUGGUGGAUAUCGCGCGGAAACAGGACCAGGCGGCUGCCGCUAGAGCCAGACAUCGAAUUGGGCUUGGCUUAGGCGCUGAGAUAGACGCGGCGCAACGGAGAGAUGAUGUCGAAGCAGGUGCGGGUGGAAUACAACGAGAAAAAGCUGUAGGGCGGGAGGGAAGAUUGCCCAUCAUCGGAGCGGACGGAGGUAAUGCUCAUGUCAAGAACAUUGAGGAAUUGGAGCUUGAGUUGCGCAACGCCCUCGAAGCAGAAAAACGAAACAAAAAAACAGCAGCCAGAGCUGAGCAGCUAAGAAGCCCCCUCGAAAACCUCGAGAGGGACUUGGCUCUCCCGGCUCGCUUGUUCAUGGCCGUGCGCCGAGACCUUCCUCCUGCACAGCCCAUGCCUGGACCAGCACCCGAGAGGGGAGCAGUAGAGGGCCCAAAUGCGCAGCAGAGACAAAGAAUCGGAGACAUCGCUCAUCGCUCUUUUGGCGCUCCUCUCAGAGGACACCACAGAAAAGAUGGCGUGAAUCAUGGCUUGCAGAUAGAUGCCGUCGCUCGUGCCCUGGAUCGCGCUCGGCAACAUGCCCAGCAACAGGCCGAGCAACGGGCCCAGCAACAGGCUCAGCAAUAUGCGGCGAUGAUUGCGGCCCAGCAACAGGCCCAGCAACAGGCCCGGCAACAGGCGGCGGCGAUGAUUGCGAGGCUCAAUGCUGGUCCAGCACCCCGAUAUCCUGGUAUCGCAGGUGAGCUUUGGGGUGAGAUGAGGAGAGGUGUGGUGUUGCCGCGGGUACGAAAGGCAGGGAAGUAUGCACACCUUGAGAGGGAGUUGAUGGAGGAGGCUGAGAGGGAGAAGUCCGGCACCGAGUGA